Molecule: messenger RNA, 783 nt
Organism: Iphiclides podalirius (scarce swallowtail)
Lineage: Eukaryota; Metazoa; Arthropoda; Insecta; Lepidoptera; Papilionidae
Source: the annotation of a GenBank genome assembly
AUGUUUUCGCGUGUCGCCGGCGGGCCGUCGAAGUGGAGCGUCUAUUUGCGUCUCGAGGCCCGUCGUCCGUCGGUGACAGCGCGGCCGAAAAGCGGGCCUUACGGAUCCGGAUUACGUCGACGGAUUAUCCUGGCCCACGAGUCGCUUACUCCGGCGUUCGUCCCUAGCGCGGAGGAGUGCACGCGGCAGCUGAAUCCUGGCGAGCGUGGACUUCUCGAAGCGAGCCCAGCUGGCGAAAGUGCCCGCGGAACCGUGGCGGGGCCAGAGGAGGCGCAUCGGCCGGCGCGGGUUGCGUCAAGCGGCGUAUUUCAGGCGGGCACCGGUCGCUGCACCGGGCGGUUUGCGAAACCGCCGGUUAUGCAAGGCGGGCCGCUGCCAACUCGCGGCCGACGCACCGCCGGAAGGAAAAGUGGAACGGGCCGCAGUGGCGCGGCGGAGCGCGCCGCCCGUGCACGCCCCGACUGUGAAGUGCCCAGUGUCGUGUCAGUGCCGAUUCCAUGCGUGAGGCCCGUUGCGCAAGGCCCCCACGCCCACCGCGGGCCCGGACCUCAUGUCCACACCGAAUCCCCCUGCACCGCUCCCCAUAGUGCCCCGUGGCGUUUUAGUUCUGCACGUGCCGCGUCCAACGCAUUAUGUUCCUAUCAUAUCGCAUUUGUGUCAUUGUUCGCACUUAAAUUACAUAAAUACUUACAUGAUCUCAUCCUCGGUGUGUUUUCCUCGCGGCUCGUUCAAACGGAGGCUCUGCUUGGUCUCGCUGCAAGUGAUGUAACGCAGCGAGUUUUA